AGGAGUAAAUGAUAAAAAAUAUUUCUCAAUAAUUUAAUAAUAUUUUUUGUAAUUUUUAUUUUAGUUUAAUAAUGUUUUAAUUUAAAUUAUGUAGUUUUGUGCUUCAUUAAAUUAUGUUCAAAAAUACUACUACAUUCUCACUACAAUUCGUUGAGGUUGAAAAGUGUUAUGGAGUCUCUUGGUGACGUCGCGUAAUAAAAUACAACGGACCAAAACUCAAAAAUUGCAACUCUGAUACAAAUAUAGAUUGAUUCCUGCUGGCGUUUAUCUUCGCAGCAGCAAUGGACCAAAUCAAAUCUCAAAUCAUCACCGUCGUUAACACGGUUGAUAAAUUGAACAUCCAAGAACGCUUAGAAGCAGUCAGCUACUUGCAAAAGAUCACCGAAGCCUACAAAAGCAAAUCAUUAUGUUCAGAUAUUAAUUUAGAUUCAUCUGCGAGCGCCGAAUCGAGUAAAACUCCUAAUAAGAACUACAAACACAAAUGUCGUAAUCAUUUGUGCUUCGCGAAUAACGUAAAACAUUUGAAGAAAAUCGUGUGUUUCAAAUGCGACAAACGUUUAGAAAGCGAGUUUCAAUUAUUCGAUCAUUCUCAGACACAUUUAGAUUAUCCGUUAUCGUGCUUACUAUGUCGGUGUAUAUUUCGUAACGUCGAAGAUUACAGUAGUCAUAAAGCGACCGAUUGUCACCAAAAAAAAGGUCGAUACGUGUGCAGAGUUUGUCAUCGUUCGUUUCCUACGAAGAAGACUUUCCAGUCGCAUUCUUUAGAUAACCAUGGAAUGAAAUUGUACGAUAAUUGGUACGGAUGUAAGUUAUGCCAAGAGAUGUUCGAGCAGAAAAAAUUACUCUAUCAGCAUUAUAAAGAGGUGCAUUCGAAGAUGAAAUGUCAGUUAGAGAAGAAUGGCGCCAAGGUUGCUAAUUCGAGAAUGGAUUCUCAAAGUAAAGAGAAAUCACUGAUGAAUGGGAACGAAAUGUCAAACGAUGAAGAUGCAGAAGACGUGGAAAAAUUCCAGUGUGUUCAUUGUAAUAGAACUUUCGAAAAGAAAUCUACGCUUAGCGUUCACGUUAAACGUCAUUUACGAGAUUCCGAAUACGUAUGUAAAGUAUGUAAGAAAACGUUCACCGUGUAUCGUUACUACAAACGUCAUCUUCAAAGCGUCUCGCACCAAACCAAAAGUGGCGAAGAUAAACCGAUAUUAAAAUGUGAUAUUUGCAAGAAACUAUUCUCCAGUCGCGACUCGUUAUCUCGACACCAACUCAGGACACAUUUCACCGGUGAUAAAAGACUGAAAUGCCCGUUAUGUGAUUUUAAAACAGCUUUGGCGACUAGUUUAAGCAGACAUGUCAACUUACAUACAGAUAAUAGGAAAUUCAUUUGUGAACAGUGCGGUUCGUGUUUUCAUACGUUGUCUGCCUUAAAUGACCACACGGUUUAUGUGCACUCGAACGAACGUAACUACAGUUGCGAAAUAUGUGGCCAGAGGUUCAAGCUGAAGAGCGGAUUAAAUCGUCAUUUCAAAACGCAUUCCAACGAGAAAGAAUUCAAAUGUUUUUGCGGACAAGUUUACAAGUUUCGUACGAAUUUAAGGAGACAUUUGUUGACCGCUCAUAAAAUAACUGGCAAAAAGAAUAACGUAACUCGAGUUACAACCGAAGAAGAAGGCUACGCUCUGAACUCGCCAAAAGUAGUCAAGCAACAGAAACAUAAACAAACGAAAGAUAUCGUCGACACAACGAAUCAACUGGACGAAUUUGACAUCAACUCGUUGAGCGGAUUAACGGAUGUAGAUUUAUUAUGCGCCGAUGAGGUGCUCUGCGACACGUAUAGCUUUUCGAAAUCAUCCGCUGGAAAUGCAGAAUCUCAGGAAAGUCUGAAUUCCAUCCUGGCUCCGGCUCAGGUAGUCGAUCACGUACUGCAACAAGCCACCGAGCCUUCAUCGUUACAAAAAUCAUCCAUAAUGGAUACAAAACAGUACGACAUGAUGGCCCAAGCAUCAACGACUAAUUACGUCGAUAGUAAUUUACCGCCGAUGAAUUUCCGGUCGUUUUCCUGUCGUCAGUACUUGCCGCAGAAUUUCGGCGAUGUUCUGAAUGCCGAGUACGUUUCGCAAAUGGCUUCUACGAGUAGUAAAUUCGAUAAUCAGUACCUCGAUGCUUCGUUCGAAGAUUCAAGUGGCAUGAUGGUUAACGCGUGUAAUCGUCAAUACGCUUCUAAUUAUUUAUCGGUGCCUGAAAUACCAGUCGAAGAUGAGAAUGCGUUUUCGUACAGUAAAUGGUUGAAUGAAAUUUAAGAAUCAAAUGCUUCAUCUACUUAUGAUUAAUGGAAAGGUACCCGAGCAAAAGUUAUUCUAUCGAUGGAAAUCGUAUCUACAGUAUUAAUGGAUUAUUUACCUGAAUUUCCGGUGAUGAAAUGGCUGGCCAAUUCGUGAAAGGAAAAGUAUACAGAAAUUGACGUCGUUCGACUGCCACAUCAAUUUUUGCGAUCCCCAUGUUAGAAAUUACGAUAGUUCGAUGCGAAAUGACAUAAUUUUAUUUCACGUUUUCGACGUGUGUACCAACUACCAACAGUUGUUUGAACAAAUGGUGCAGCUUUGACGAUACCUAAUUAAGUAUUUACAAUCGAAUCGCAAAUUUUGCUUCGAAGGGUGACAGGAGGGAGGGGGGGGGGUGAACUCGUAUAUACGAUUUUUACCUCACGAAUUAUGAGACUCCUCGCGAAUUUCGAAUUUUCUAGAGUUUUUUAUAGCGAUUACUGAUUUUGUUUCAUGUUUAUCGAAGUUGGUUGUAAUAACGAUGCUAAAGAUCGAAAUAAUGUUUUACCAGUGAAUUAAUCGCGUUUCGAUUUUACUUUUUCGUGAAUGAUUUUGCGUUAUUUUAAAUACCUAUUUGUGAUAUUAUUGUGUACUUUUUGAGCAAAGUAAAUCUCGCUUAUAUCGA
Molecule: messenger RNA, 2934 nt
Organism: Planococcus citri (citrus mealybug)
Lineage: Eukaryota; Metazoa; Arthropoda; Insecta; Hemiptera; Pseudococcidae
Product: zinc finger protein 737-like
Exons: 7
Coding region: 282-2288 (668 amino acids)
Biological process (GO): regulation of transcription by RNA polymerase II
Cellular component (GO): nucleus
Molecular function (GO): RNA polymerase II transcription regulatory region sequence-specific DNA binding; DNA-binding transcription factor activity, RNA polymerase II-specific
Source: RefSeq, a predicted model, not a curated record